Gopherus evgoodei (Goodes thornscrub tortoise) is the source of this 1253-nucleotide messenger RNA. Its product is annotated as zinc finger protein OZF-like. The record is from RefSeq and is a predicted model, not a curated record. The transcript has 2 exons. Gene Ontology annotation, molecular function: RNA polymerase II cis-regulatory region sequence-specific DNA binding; DNA-binding transcription activator activity, RNA polymerase II-specific. Gene Ontology annotation, cellular component: nucleus. Gene Ontology annotation, biological process: regulation of transcription by RNA polymerase II. The annotation marks the transcript as partial. NCBI's taxonomy places the organism in Eukaryota, Metazoa, Chordata, Testudines, Testudinidae.
UAUUUCAAGUCACCUCCCCAGACAACUUCCUCUGCGCAAGGGAAUUUUUCCCAGUGCUGGGAUCAGAGAGAAGCCUCGGGAAAUUGGCACAGGUCAGAAAGGCUUGUGGGAAAUCACCCAAGGAAGAAAGUGGAUGACUCUAUUAAUGGUGGGGGAGGAGACAAGGAUCCCAGAACGCAGCAGGCAAAUCGCAAGGAGGAGACACCCGGGCACUGCCUCCAAUUUGGGAAAGGAUUAAUUCUAAAAUCACAACUUGUGACACCUCAGACAUUCCAUACUGGAGAGAAACCCCUUCAAUGCUUGGACCGUGGCGAAAGCUUCACUAGCCACUCAGAUCUUAAUGACCAUGGGAGAAGCCACACUGGAGAGAAGCCCAUUCAAUGCCUUGAGUGUGGGAAAUGUUUCAGUUCUAAGUCAGCACUAAUUUCACAUCAAGGAAGCCACACAGAAGAGAGACCCCAUAAGUGCUUAGACUGUGGGAAAAGUUUCAUACAAAGGUCAAAGCUUGUUAAGCAUCAGGCAAUCCACACAGGAGAGAGACCCCAUAAGUGCUUGGAUUGUGGGAAAAGCUUCAAGCAGAGGUCACACCUUCUUAGACAUCAGGCAAUCCACACAGGAGAGCGACCUCACAAGUGCUUCGACUGUGGGAAAAGUUUUAGAUACAGGUCCAACCUUUUUAGUCAUCAGGUAAUCCAUACAGAAGAGAGCCCUCAUAAGUGCUUGAACUGUGGGAAAAGUUUCAAGUGGAGAUCAGACCUUGUUAAUCAUCAUGGGAUCCACACAGGAGAGAGACCCUACAAGUGCUUGGACUGUGGGAAAAGUUUCAUACGGAGGUCAGACAUUGUUAAACAUCAGGCAGUUCACACAGGAGAGAGACCCCAUAAGUGCUUGGACUGUGGGAAAAGUUUCAAACGGAGGUCAGGCCUUAUUGAUCAUCAGUCAGUCCACACCGGAGAGAAACCCCAUAAGUGCUUGGACUGUGGGAAAAAUUUCACACGGAGAUCAGUCCUGGUUAAACAUCAGAGAAUCCACACCGGAGAGAGACCCCAUAAGUGCUUGGAGUGUGGGAAAAAUUUCAGAGAGAGAUCACACCUCAUUAAACAUGGGAGAAUCCACACAAGAUCUAAACUUCUGUGACACAUGACAAGAAAGGGUUAAACAGCUUGCAUGUAGUUGACUCAGGCUUGAUGUACACUAGUUUGUUAUUUCUGAAUUAGACGAGUUAAUUAAAAAAAAUCAUUCUGUCCACAUGA